Polistes canadensis is the source of this 4326-nucleotide messenger RNA. It is a transcript of the gene Ae2, whose product is annotated as anion exchange protein 2. Gene Ontology annotation, cellular component: plasma membrane. Gene Ontology annotation, molecular function: solute:inorganic anion antiporter activity; monoatomic anion transmembrane transporter activity. Gene Ontology annotation, biological process: bicarbonate transport; regulation of intracellular pH; monoatomic anion transport. The coding region runs from base 138 to 4115 and encodes 1325 amino acids. The transcript is spliced from 9 exons. The record is from RefSeq and is a predicted model, not a curated record. NCBI's taxonomy places the organism in Eukaryota, Metazoa, Arthropoda, Insecta, Hymenoptera, Vespidae.
AGCCAGCAGAACGGAGCUGCCAUCACAGAGACUUCUCCACAUGUGGACAUCGCCGUCCCGACUUAGGAUCGGCCGGGCACCCAGGAAAAAGUCGACUCCUUAAUCUGAACUGGGCCAAUUAUCGCGACUGCUGAAGUAUGGAGCAUCCGGAAGGUUUUAGAAGGAAGUUAUCCUUCUUGGGCUUUGUUAAAAGACCAUCAGUCGACGGGCAUGGCGCGGAAACGGUUCCAGAACUCGACGAGGAGAUGGAGAAGGUUUUCGCGAUGGACGUCGGAGAAAAAUUCGACGUAGCCCGGCUUGGUUCACCCACGGAAUCAGCAGGAUCCGAACGUGAUCGUGAUCGAGGACCACCACGAUAUGGAGACCAUGACCUUAAUCAACAUCGUAAAAGAAGUUAUCCACAUCCCCACAUGCCACUAAAAAGUUUACACUCGAGAUCUAUGAGACGACAUCUUUCACCUGAAGGAUCAACGGCGGAGGUGAGCCCAGAAGAUGAGGAAAGAAAUGGUCAAAAUAUAAUAGGACAUGGAAACGACAUUAACGUAUUGGACAAUGGUCCAUCGUCAGGAGCUACAAAUGAUGCCGAAAUUGACGAAGAAACAACGGAAGAAACCGAGAAUAUAAUUAGCAGCGGUAGCGAGGCACAAAUUUCAGAAAGGGCUGCUGCUUCCGGUUUCAGUGAUGGUUCGACAUCAAUUGGUAGCCCAAGAGUACAAUUUGAAAACAUACGCGAAGAAGAUUCGAACAGUUUAAACGCGGAUGAUAAUAAUCAUCAUCAAAAUCAUCACAAUCAACAUCAUCAACAUUAUCAUCAUCAUCAUAAUAAUAAUAAUAAUAAUAAUCAUAAUUCUCAUCAAGGAACAACAUCAACCUCACCGCCAGUAUCUUGGACUGCUUCUGCUUCUGCUGCUGCUGGUGGUGCUGCUGGUGGUGGUGGUGGUGGUCACGAAGACGAUCGUAAAUGUCGAAGACAUCAUAAAUCCGAGCACAAAAGACACCAUCACAAAUCUAGAAAAUACUCUUUACAAGAGGAUCCACAAUGGAGGAAACGUUCUGGAGCUGGUCUUCCAGAUGGUCCUGGUAUCCUUGCCAGGAGAGUAAGCGUCCAACCGGAGGAAGCAAGUACACUUCAGGAAUUGGACAUAGACGAUUUGGAAUCUCACAGGAGCGACGAUCCACGUGGAAUGAGACGUCACAAGGCUGCUCAUUCGACGGUACAGAUUGGCAGAAGAAAGGAAGGUGGGAUACCCCAUGAAGCUUUCAAAAAAAUGUACGACCAUUCACCCCAUGAGGUGUUCGUACAAUUGGACGAACUUCAUGGGGUCGGUGAAGAACGGGAAUGGAGAGAAACGGCACGUUGGAUCAAAUACGAGGAAGAUGUUGAAGAGGGUGCUGACAGAUGGGGCAGACCGCACGUUGCAUCGUUGAGCUUUCAUUCGUUGCUAAAUCUACGUCGGUGUCUUGAAACCGGUGUUGUAUUGCUCGACCUUGAAGAAAAGGACCUACCAGGACUUACCUAUAGAAUGGUAGAACAAAUGGUGAUAGAAGAGUUAAUACUUCCAGAAGAUAGAUCAGUUAUCAUGAGAGCUCUUCUAUUAAAACACAGACACGUCCACGAACACGAUCGAGGAUUUCGUUUUGGUGGAAAACGUAACUAUUCCAGUUACACUAGUUUACAGUCCAUCUGGCUGGAGGAAGAAGAGGCUGCACGAGGAGCCACUGAAAACCAUGUAACCCAAAAUAAUUUGAACGACACCAAGCCAAAAAUCGUCUCGUCCAAUUUGGCAUUGGAUAAUAGUAAUCACGCCGUGGUAGAUAUGAAAGAAGAAUUAACAUUUACCAGCAGCAACGAGGAUCUUAAAAAGGGACAAAACGAGCACAUAUUGAAAAGAAUUCCAGCUGGUGCCGAAGCUACGAUAGUUCUCGUAGGUGCAGUUGAUUUUCUCGAUCAACCAACCAUAGCUUUUGUCAGAUUGGCAGAAGGUAUAUUUAUACCAGCUAUAACGGAAGUUAAAAUACCAGUAAGAUUCAUGUUCACAUUGUUGGGUCCAAGAAACGGUGAUUUGGAUUAUCAUGAAAUUGGUAGAUCUAUUGCCACUUUAAUGGCAAAUACUUCUUUCCAUAAAAUUGCUUACAAAGCUAACGAAAGAAGAGAAUUACUAUCUGCCAUUAACGAAUUCCUUGAUGAUUCUAUCGUAUUACCACCUGGGGAUUGGGAAAGGCAAGCUUUGUUACCGUUCAACGAAUUAAAAGCAAAAAGUGAAGCUAUUAGAAAAAGAAAGGCUAAGGCUAUUGAAGAAAAGACUAAACCUGUUCAAAGUGAAGCAGCUAUAAAAAAGGCUCUACUCGCUGGCGAAGAAGAAAAGAAACCACCUGACGGUGACGAUCCCUUACGCAGAACACGACGUCCCUUUGGGGGUAUAAUAAAUGAUAUAAAAAGACGUUAUCCUCAUUAUUUAUCCGACUUUACCGACGGAUUAAGUUCUUCCUGUAUAGCAGCAGCAAUUUUCAUGUAUUUCGCAGCACUCUGUGCCGCAAUAACAUUCGGCGGAUUGAUGAGUGACAAGACACAUAAUACCAUUGGAAUUUCGGAAACUUUGGUAUCCGGUUCAUGGACAGGAGUAAUUAUGGCAUUGUUUGCUACUCAACCUUUGGUCAUUAUCGGCACUACAGGACCCCUCCUACUGUUUGACGAGAGUCUCUAUAAAUUUUGCAAGGCUAAUGAACUUGAGUUCCUUACCGUAAGGGUUUAUAUCGGUGCUUGGAUGGGUAUAAUAGCUUUAGCUAUAGCUUCAGUCGAAGGUUCGGUUUUGGUUAGAUUAUUCACACGUUUUACCGAAGAAAUAUUCACUGGAUUGAUUUCCCUUCUUUACAUAGUCGAGACAUUUAUCAAAUUGUACAAUUAUUUCGUACGUAAUCCGUUAUUAGAGGAAUACAACUUUUUACCCGACAGCAAUCAAACUCAACCGAUAAACGUAACCGAAAUAAAAAUCAUUUAUGAAACUUGGAACGGUACGGAAAUAUCAGUCGCUUAUGACGACAUGCGAACGCUUAUACCUAAACAAGAUGACGGAGGAGUCUUGAUAAAUCAACCAAACACCGCAUUAAUGUGUACGAUAUUAUGCUUAGGCACGUUCCUAGGUGCUUAUUAUUUACGAAUCUUCCGUAACAGUCAUUACCUUGGCCGUAGCGCAAGAAGAGCAUUCGGUGAUUUUGGUGUACCCAUUAGUAUUAUCGUAUUCGUCCUGAUCGAUUAUUUGGCCAAAGUACAAACGGAAAAGUUAUUAGUACCAGAAGGAUUGAGUCCAACCGUGGCUGGAAGAAAUUGGUUCGUUUCUCCGGGUGGUGAAACUCGACCUAUCCCAGUUUGGAUGACUUUUGCUUGCGCCAUUCCAGCAUUAUUGGUUUACAUCCUCGUUUUCAUGGAAACUCAAAUUUCCGAGCUUAUCAUCGACAAAAAGGAACGUAAAUUACGUAAAGGUAACGGUUACCACAUGGAUAUCGUUGUGGUAUGUCUGAUGAAUGUUGGUUGUGGAUUAACGGGUUCACCUUGGUGCAGUGCUGCAUCCGUACGUUCGUUGACACACGUAUCAGCAGUUACAAUCAUGUCACGUACACAUGCACCUGGAGACAAGCCGCAUAUAGUCCAAGUUAUAGAACAACGUGUCAGUGCGUUGUUAGUUGCCAUUCUAAUGGGUGUUAGCGUAUUAAUGGCACCACUUUUACGACGAGUACCUAUGUCCGUCCUUUUAGGGGUUUUCCUAUACAUGGGAAUAUCCUCGACAAAUGGCGUACAACUGUUCGAUCGUGUAAAGCUUUUCUUCAUGCCUGUUAAACAUCAUGGGACAGCCAAUUAUGUUCGUCGAGUCCAAACAUAUAAAAUGCACAUAUUCACUACGAUACAAAUCUUGUGUCUAGCAGUACUCUGGAUUGUUAAGAGUACGCAAGCAGCCCUAGCACUACCGUUCUUCCUAAUAUUGAUGAUACCACUGCGCGGUCAAAUGAGACACUUCUUUACACCUGCUGAAUUACGUGCUCUUGAUAGCAAAGAACCUGAACACGAAAGCACCGAAGAGGAGCCUGACUUUUAUGAGGAAGCUCCGCUACCUGGUUAGACUGUGCCUUAUAUUCACGACUAAUUAUCUCAUCUGGUGUAUAACUUUUCUCAUAUACGUUUUAUCUUUUUUUUUAAAAAAAAAAAACGUUACUCUCUAAAAACACCACGUGUCUCUCUUAAUUCUUCGAAACAAAACAACCAAACGAAAUAAUAAUAAUAAUAAUAAUAUUCGUAUAUAUUAUUCUCGUAUAUUAUCAUCUAUAUAUAUA